AUGGUAUGGAAGCAAGGUAUUGACAAUUUAGCACUUCUUUGCUCAGCUAAACUGAGAAAGAUGAGAGAGCCUCCGCUCUUCUUUUUCCCCUUUGCUGGGGCGGUUUUUAUAAAAACGCCUCCUAAAAUCGGUACCGCCAAAACACCCCCAAUCUCACCCCUCUGUUGCUCUUUUCAAUCAAGAAACUCUCCAGCAGCGUCUCCAAGCUCUUAUCGAAGGAACCCUAGCUGUCUCAAGUCCCUACUAACAGUUUAUUCCCCUCACUUGGAUUCACCUCCACCAAGAUGGGUUCAUCUUGCACACGGGUUGCUUCUAUUUUUGUAUCAGACUUUUGAUGCUGUAGAUGGGAAACAAGCUAGACGAACAAACUCCUCGAGUCCACUUGGAGAACUUUUUGACCAUGGGCGUGAUGCACUUGCAAGUACGUUCGAAACCAUGGAUUUUGGGAGCACUGCCAUGUGCGGAGGGGACAGUUUCUGGUUCUGGGUAAUUUUAUCUAUACCAUUUUAUGGAGCUACAUGGGAACACUAUUUCACCAAUGCACUUAUCCUUCCUAUUGUCAAUGGGCCGACUGAGGGUCUUGCGCUGAUAUAUGGAUUGCACUUUAUGACAGCAAUUGUUGGUGCCCAGUGGUGGGCUCAGCCAUUUCAGCAAUCGAUACCCUUCUUGAGUUGGAUACCUUAUGUUAAUGAACUUCCAACAUAUAAAGCUGCUGUGUAUUUGUUGACACCAAUUGCUAUUUUACCUACAGUGGCUUGCUAAUAUAAGCAAUGUCCAUAAGAUCGUUAAGGCAAGAAAAGGAAGCAUGUUACUGGCAUUAGCAAUGCUUUAUCCUUUUGUUGUACUCAUGGGAGGAGUGCUCAUUUGGUAGUCGAUAAGCACUAAAACUGAUUUUUCACAGUUUUCUUCUUCUAUUUCAGAAGCAACACCGAAGACUAUUCUGGACCUGAUGGAUUUAGAUGGACUCAAUCUUUACCAUGUUAAGAGUCAUUUACAAGAAUUACUUGAGUUAGGGGAGAGUGUUGGAACACAAAGUCGGGGUCUCACCCAAGAACUUAUUUCAUUGCUACCUGUUUCAAAAUACAAGUGCAGCUUAUUCUCAAGGAAGAAAUCAAGGAAAGAGAGGAAAAACCAACUACACUAGAUUGCGGUCCAAGAACAAUUUGCAGAAGGCACAUAAUGGCUGGCUCCUACCUCUACAAAUGCAUGUGGGAGGCAUUGUAGCAGCGAAUAAGAAUGAUAUUGAUCAACAUGCAGUUGACACCGUAUGUGCUUUAAAUCCGAAUUCAGGUGUGAGUUUCAGAUAUUUUAUGUGCAAAAAAGUAUUAGAGUGCCUUAUGUUUGUAUGUUAGUUAAGCAGAUUAUAGAUAGAAUCUGCAGUAGGAUUACCUAAUUAGUUGAUCAAAAACUACGCCUAGUUUUGUAAUAGUCUACUUGCAUAUUUGCAUAUAUUUAAUAAUAAUCUCGUGUCAACUAA
Molecule: messenger RNA, 1477 nt
Organism: Gossypium arboreum
Lineage: Eukaryota; Viridiplantae; Streptophyta; Magnoliopsida; Malvales; Malvaceae
Product: choline/ethanolaminephosphotransferase 1-like
Exons: 16
Coding region: 1-762 (253 amino acids)
Biological process (GO): phospholipid biosynthetic process
Cellular component (GO): membrane
Molecular function (GO): phosphotransferase activity, for other substituted phosphate groups
Source: RefSeq, a predicted model, not a curated record